Messenger RNA from Rotaria sp. Silwood1, 2814 nucleotides. The record is from the annotation of a GenBank genome assembly. NCBI's taxonomy places the organism in Eukaryota, Metazoa, Rotifera, Eurotatoria, Philodinida, Philodinidae.
AUGUUAAUAUUCUUAUUUGUAUUAACUUUUUUACGAUUAACCGUUGGAAUAGGUGUGUGUACAUUUGAUCGACCUUUAUUGGGUGAAUAUUAUUCAUAUGAAAAUGGCCUUGAAACUCAUACAUCAUUUAAAGAAAAUGGAGAUAUUGAUAGACUUUUUUAUCGUCGUGAAUCAGGUGCUGGUGCAACUAGAAAAGAUAGUGGAGGUCUUUUAGUUAGUAAAGAUAUUGGUGAAUGUUUUCAAUUAACUCUUAAACGAAAUUAUUAUGAACUUAUUUAUCGUGACAAAUCUCAAUCUUGUUUUCAAUGUUAUCAAAUGUUUAAUCGAACAAAAAAUAUUAUUCAAAUACGAAUAAGUUCAUGUGAAGCAAUAACUUCUUUAAUAACAAAUCAAAUGAAUUUUGAUGAAUUGUGUCGAACUAUUGAUGAACGAAGUGAAUUUAUAACACUUUUUUCAAAAAGCUAUACAGCGGAAGAAUGUCGUCGAACAAUCUAUGGAACAUAUCAUUUUACAUACGAAUUUCGUGAAGGUGGUAUUGGCAUUUGUGAUAAUCCAACCUCACGUUUAAUAUCUUGUCCUGAUCCUGGAACUCCAUUUGAAGCAAUAAAUCAACGUUUUAGAAUGGUAUAUGGAUAUUGUAAACAUUUGACAUCUUCGUUUGAUGCUGAUCAAUUAAAUCAAUGUCUUGGUUCAUGGAUAACUAAUGAUGGAAAUAUAAUAACUGCCAUUGCUAAUGAACGUGUUGGAUCAGAACGUUGGUAUGAUAAAUUUCGUUGUAUGUUAUCACGAAAAGAUCAACCACAAUGGUUUGCCAAAUCUUUAUUUGCUGAAUGUUCUUCUUUAUCAAGUCCAACAGAUGGACCAGAAAAAGUUAUUAUUACACCUAUCAUUCCAGAAGAACCAACAGCAUCAUGUUAUUUUCCAAGCAAUUUAACAGGUCAAUGGAUAAAUACCGCAAAUGUAAAUGCUCGUGUAUUGAUAAAUGCAACACAUAUACAUGAAAUAGCCAAAGUUAAUAAUCGUGGUUGGCUAAGAGAAACUUAUUAUGUUUGUCAACAAACAUCUCGUAGUCAAUAUUUAGUUAAAUCUGUUACCAAAGGAGAAUGUUUUUCAUAUUAUAUUUGUUUCGAUUUUAAAGAUCGUCAUCAUAAUAUACUAAGAUAUAGAAAAUCAAAAUCAUUUAUGUCGAAUUUAUAUAAUUUAUUUCCAAAUCGUGAUCCGUUUUAUGAAGUUUGUUCAUGGGCAAGUUUUGGUAAUGAUGCCAAUUGGAAAUAUCAAGUUUUUGUUUUGGAUCCUCCAGCACCUAUUGAAUGUCCAUUUACUGGUAUGUGGACAUUUAAACAAGUUGGACAACCUAAUUCAUUAAUUCAAACAAGAAUUCGUGGUGGUAUAACACCUCGACCACGUGAUCAUGGUUGGUAUAUAACAUGUGAUCCACAAUAUAUGGUAUCACAAUGGACAAUAUGUGGUGAUCAAACAAAAUCCAUGUUUGCUGAUCGUGAAUAUUGUCGACAAUUAGAUCCAUAUGGAACACCCAUUGGUGUUUAUGAACAACCAGAUUAUAUAUAUCAAUGUGCUGGUUAUUGGAGAGAAGAUUCUCGAUCAAUGAUGGUUACAUAUGAUCGUGAUGAUCCUUAUAAUAAUUAUAAAUGUUGGGUUUAUGAAAGAAGAGAUUUAACAACGAUAACAUUAUCAAGAUCAGCUGGUUCAGCUUGUGGUUUUAAUCAAACAUCUGAAAGUUAUAAAUCGGAUGAUGGUGCUGAUCUUGCUGUAACACUUAUUGAAGCUGAAAGAAUUCAUGAUGAUUGUCCAAUUCGUUAUGAUGAUGGUCGAAAUGUAUUUAUUGAUUUAGAAGAAUUUCAUUUUUACUAUGCCAAAUCUUCAAUGAUUCAUCUGAGCAAAUUAAAAAGUCAAAUAUUGUGUACAUUCGAUCGUCCAUUAUUGGGUGAAUAUUAUUCGUAUGAAAAUGGUCUUGAAACUCAUACAUCAUUAAAAGAAAAUGGAGAUAUUGAUAGACUUUUUUAUCGUCGAGAAUCAGGCCGUGGUGCUACUGCUAAUAUAAUAACAGUUCUUGAUAAUCAUGCUAUGGGAGAAUGUUUUAAUCUCAUUUGGAGAGAAAAUCCGUUUGAUCAUGUUUCAAAACAUCAUUUUGAACUUAUUUACAGAGAUAAGGAAAAAUCAUGUUAUCAAUGUUAUCAACUAUAUAAUCGAACACGAAAUAUUCUUCAAAUAAGAAAAAGUGAAUGUAAUGAAAUAACAUCAAUUGUAACAAAUCAAAUGAAUUUUCAAGAUCUUUGUGCAAGUAUUAAUCUAGAUGCUGAUUUUGAUACAUUAUUUUCAAAAACAUAUUCAGCUGAAGAAUGUCGUGCAACAAUAUAUGGAACAUAUCAUUUUACAUAUGAAUUUCGUGAAGGUGGUAUUGGUAUAUGUGAUAAUCCAAUAUCACGUUUAGUAUCAUGUCCUGAUCCUGGAACUCCAUUUGAAGCUGUUAAUGAACGUUUUUGGAUGACAUAUGGUUAUUGUCGAGAUCUUGUUUCAUCCAUUGAUGCACAACCACUUUAUCAAUGUUUGGGUUAUUGGAUUAAUGAUAAAGGUGAUGUAUUUACUGGUAUUGCUAAUGAACGUGUUGGAUCAGAACGUUGGUAUGAUAAAUUUCGUUGUAUGUUAACACGUCAAGAUCAACCCCAAUGGUUUGCUAAAUCUUUAUUUGCUGAAUGUGCUCGACUUUAUUCACCAACUGAUGGACCAGAAAAAGUUAUUAUAACACCUAUUAUUCCGGAAGUUCCAACACCAACUUGUUUUUUUCCCAGAUAA